CACAUCUCACCCUCCUCAUUGCAACCCCACCAUGGCCGCCUCCACCAUGUCUGUCUGCUCUGAUGCUUGCACCAACUCCUCCUGGCAGGUAGAUGACUGCCCAGAGAGCUGCUGUGAGCCCAGCUGCUGCCAGCCCAGCUACUGCCACUGCUGCCAGCCCAGCUGCUGUGGCCCAUCCUCCUGCAUUACUCUUGUCUGCACCCCAGUGAGCUGUGUGUCCAGCCCCUGCUGCCAAUCUGCCUGCUGCACACCCUCAUGCUGCCAGCAGUCUAGCUGCCAGCCAGCUUGCUGCACCUCCUCACCCUGUUGUGUGACUCUUUGUUGCAAGCCUGUCUGCUGUACACCCAUCUGCCCUGGAUCCUCCUCAUGCUGCCAGCAGUCUAGCUGCCAGCCCUCAUGCUGUCAACCCUCCUGCUGUGUGCCUGUCUGCUGCACACCCAUCUGCUCUGGAUCCUCCUCAUGCUGCCAGCAGUCUAGCUGCCAGCCCUCAUGCUGUCAGUCCUCCUGCUGUGUGCCUGUCUGCUGCAAGCCUGUGUGCUGCAAGCCCGUGUGCUGCAAGCCCUGCUCCAGCGUGUCCCUGCUCUGCCGCCCUGUGUGCAGACCAGCCUGCUGUGUGCCCACCUCCUCCUGCUGUGCCUCCUCCUGCCAGCCCAGCUGCUGCAAGCCCUGUUCCAGCAUGUCCCUGCUCUGCCGCCCUGUGUGCUCCAGCCAGGCCUGCUGUGGCCUCUCCUCGGGACAGAAGUCCAGCUGCUGCUGACCUUGCCCAUGCUUU
Molecule: messenger RNA, 772 nt
Organism: Phodopus roborovskii (desert hamster)
Lineage: Eukaryota; Metazoa; Chordata; Mammalia; Rodentia; Cricetidae
Product: keratin-associated protein 10-9-like
Exons: 2
Coding region: 32-757 (241 amino acids)
Cellular component (GO): keratin filament
Source: RefSeq, a predicted model, not a curated record